GCUGCCGGCAGCCGACGCUGAUUGGCGGAGGGUUACCCGGGCCGCAUGGCGGCGCAGAGCUGGACUGAUUGGCACGAAACGGCCACUCCAGAUGCUGCUCGAGCUGCUGUAAAUUGGAGACACAAGGAACUGGAGUUGGAGCAUCAUGACUACAACAAUGUUUAGUGACGAUGGUUCGAAGGCAAUAGAGCGGUCCACCGAUGUUUUUCAAACAGGCAGCAGAACCGCGGCCAGUGAGAUAAAUGAAGUGCAUGAGAUUGCGAGAACCUGCAACUUCAUCAAAAAGCAUGCCUUUAAAAGGGUGGCCCUUCAAUUUCCUGAUGAACUUCUCUUCGAUGCUUCUGCCAUUAUAUCCAUAUUGGAGAAAAACACCAGUGCCAAGCUUUUCGUAUUGGGUGACACUUCAUAUGGCAGCUGCUGUGUGGAUGAAGUUGCUGCUGAACACCUUGAUGCUGACAGUAUAAUACAUUACGGAAGAGCAUGCCUCAGUCCUACCAGAAGGCUCCCAGUAAUGUAUGUGUUUGGACAAAAGUCUAUUGAUCUGCAUCAAUGUGCAGACUCUUUCCGAGUACUCUACCCAGACAAGUUUACACCCGUUAUCAUUCUGUGUGAUGUCAUCUACUCCCACGCACUUGAAGACCUACAGCAGCUACUUCAACCAGAAUAUGAAAACCUUGUUGUUUCGGCAGUUUGUUGUUCUAGAAAUGAAACAACUGAACCCUGCAGUGUUGAUGGCCUUCAUGAUGAAAGUGAAGUUGAUGUCCAGAAAUCCUGUAACCGUGCAAGCGAUGAGCCAAGCCUUCAAGUUAUUAAUAAGUUUGGCCGACAAUUUACUCUUCAUGAUGCCAGGAGUGUGGAUGACUACAAUAUGUUCUACAUUGGACAAGAGAGUCUAACGUUGACAAAUUUUAUGAUGACUUGGAAUCAGUGUUCAUUCUGCACAUUUGAUCCAGUGAAAGGAGUUGGGAGGCAUGAAGCUGUGAAUAUUAACAAGGCUUUAAUGAAGCGAUACUACAUGAUCGAAAGAGCCAAGGAUGCUCAAGUUGUGGGAAUUCUAGUUGGAACUCUAGGGGUUGCUGACUAUCUCUCUACUAUUGAUCAUCUUAAAUGGAUUAUCAAACAGUCUGGCAAAAAGAGCUACACCUUUGUAAUGGGUAAAUUGAAUGUUGCCAAGUUGGCUAAUUUCUUAGAGGUAGACAUAUAUGUGCUGAUAGCUUGUCCAGAAAACUCUCUGUUGGAUUCCAGUGAAUUUUAUAGGCCAGUUAUCACGCCAUAUGAGAUGGAGGUUGCUUGCAAUCAAGCAAGGAAAUGGACUGGAGAGUACGUUACUGACUUCAGGGACCUCCUUCCAGGUGGUUGCUGUCAUGUUCAACUUCCAGACGAGAACUUCAAAAGUGAAGAGACCGAUGUCUCGCUAAUAACUGGAUGCCUUCGAGCAACCCAGCUGCAGAAAUCUGAGGAGCAGAACAAAGCGUCCAACACAGCUUUGAUCCCUCGGAAUGAUGCCCUCGCAGUUACUCAGUCGCACUCAGCUGCCUCAUUCUUAGCAACUCGGAGCUGGAGGGGAUUGGAGCAAAACCUUGGGGAGACACCCGUGUCAAAAGCAGUGCAAGGACGGAAAGGGAUUGCAAUCGCCUAUGAGGAAGAGGGCACAGGUUGAAGCAAUUGGAACCAUGGACUUUGGCAAAUGUGUGCACAAGUGAACAGUAAUCUAAUUUAAGGAAUAAAGAGACAAACGAUGUUGGUCACAUUUGAAAGCAAAUCCAUCUCUAUAAUAUUUCCAUGAUUGUCUAUGACUCUCCAGACAUUGGAGUCUCUCAAUACAAAAUCAUGAUUAGUAAUUCCCUGCUGUGAGCUAUAUCUAGCAACAACCCUUGAAUACGAGAGGCUGUAACAAAUUUGUUAAUUUUGAUUAAAUCAAAUUGAGCUCGAAAAUAUUCUCCGAGUACAAAGUUACAUCAUAAAAUAUUAUUUUGUUUUAUAAAUCAACUAAUCAAAAGAUUCAUUGAAGCUGAAUAGAGAAUUUACUGAUAUCAGACUAAAUGCUAUGAAUUGGUUAGACCUGCUGGACUGUUUUGUGCAACAUACUCUCAAUAACAUGGAAAAAAAAUGUUCACUGAAUGAUUCAAGCUAUAAUGUACAGUCUUCAUCAAAUAACGAAUGAAAAAAUUGGACUCAAUUUAUAAGAAAGGGUUCAUCUGUGGAGACUGAAUGUUAGAACUCAUGAUUUCUGAUAUCUCUAAGUCACUUUCUCAUCGACAUCAUUGUGAUGUAGAGCAAACCACCAAGUGCUGGAGGAACUCAGUGGGUCAAACUGCUUCUGGGGAGGGAAUGGACAGGCCACAUUUUGGGUUGGGACUCGUCCUUGAACUAAAAAAGGGUCCCGACCUGUAACAUUGCUCAUCCAUUCCUUUCCCAGAUGCUGCUGACCUAAGUUCCUCCUGCACUUAGUGUUUUGUUCAAGAUUCCAGCAUCUGAAGUCUCUUGUGUGUUUCCAUCAUUGUGAUGUAUUUAGUAAUAAGGGCAGCUUGGACCUGUUUGGUGCAUUCACUUUACGAGUUAAAAAUUUUAACUCUGUAAGGAUGCAAUGAUUUUUGAAAGAAAUCAAGGACGGGGAAGGAUUUGGAAGCUAUUCAAAGGGAAUGCAACAAGAUGGGGAGGGUGGGGGAGUUAUGAACUGGAAGUUCAUUAACUUAAAUUAAUUGUAAAUAAUUUAAAAAUAAGGGAAGCCAGUGAAAAAUAAGAUGGGAUGACAGACGACAUUGGUUUAAUACGUUUGAAUCUUCCACAUUCUAUACUCCUAAGUUUAUAACAAAAUUAUAUUGGAGAAAGGGGAGUCCAAAGACAAUAGUCACUAGUGUUGAUGGUGUAGAUAAGUUGCAAUGGUGGAGAUGAGUGCAGGUUAAUAUGGGGCAGAGGAUUGGAUACAGUUAGUGCAGUCUGGGAAUUUUCUCACUCAUCAGUUUAUGAGCAGCAAUUUAUUGGUUUAAUCGUACGUAUGGAGGAGCUAAUGUUUUUAGUAUCAAGUAUUGCGCCUCACCAAUGACAAUGAUAGCACAGAGAUGAUUGUGUGAAAUCUUGUCAAUAUCAAAGCUGACUCCAUAUCAAUGUAUUUUGCAAAUAUCCUGAAGAGAAUAGUUUUGAAAUAUUUGCUCCCCAUCUUAACUGGAGCUAUUUGUCACUAAUGAUGAAUUAUUGUUUGACCCCGAGAGAUGUUAUAGAUGUAAUCAAAUGGUAAUUAUGUUUUAAUUUACAAUACAUACAAUAAUGACUGAUUGUUUGGAUGCUUUAUGGUUUUCAUUUUUUUAAUUAAAAAAAAAUUCAAUUA
Leucoraja erinaceus (little skate) is the source of this 3328-nucleotide messenger RNA. RefSeq names its product diphthamide biosynthesis 2 (gene dph2). Gene Ontology annotation, molecular function: 2-(3-amino-3-carboxypropyl)histidine synthase activity. The transcript has 8 exons. Bases 146 to 1660 code for a protein of 504 amino acids. Gene Ontology annotation, biological process: protein histidyl modification to diphthamide. Lineage: Eukaryota; Metazoa; Chordata; Chondrichthyes; Rajiformes; Rajidae. The record is from RefSeq and is a predicted model, not a curated record.